CUUUAUCAAUUCUGAAAUUCUCGAACUUUCCUCCAUCGUCAGCAUCUUCAAUCCCACCCUCUCUCUCUCCUCUUCGGAGAGUUAGAGAGAUAAUUUCACAUAUAAAUCCCCACCUCUAUUUUCCACAGAUAUUUUUCUCUCUCCUCUUUUUUCUUCUUCCAUUACAAUUUUCUCCAUGAAUAUAUAAUUUUAUUCCCCAAUUUGUCGACUUACUUUCGAAUUAUAAUUCUAAUUUUUCUCAGCCGUUUGAUCUUGGUGAAAAAAUGGAGAGAGGUGGAGGAUCUAACGGUGGAAAUGGAUCUUGCUAUUACUCUGUUCUUGGUCUUCGUAACGAUGCUUCUCCGUCUGACAUUCGUGCCGCUUAUCGCAAACUUGCACUUAAAUGGCAUCCGGAUAGGUGGGCGAGUAAUCCUUCCGUUUCGGCCGAAGCGAAACGCCGGUUUCAGCAAAUUCAAGAAGCUUAUUCAGUGUUGUCGGAUCAGGGUAAGCGAUCAAUGUACGAUGCCGGAUUUUAUGAUCCUACGGAAGAAGAAGAUCAAGGGUUCUGUGAUUUUAUGCAAGAGAUGCUCUCAAUGAUGGACAAUGUUAGAGGCGAGACGGAGAGUCUAGAAGAUCUACAAAAGAUGUUCGUGGAAAUGGUGGGUGGUGGAGAUGGGAUGUGCUUUGACUUAAACGCAGAUCAAACGGCUGCGAAAAGAUCACGAAGUAGUGGAACUUGUGCAGCUACCAAAGGGAGCGCCGCACCCAAGCGAACCUCCCCUCGUUGCUGAUUCAUUCAAACGAUGUCGUUUCUUACUUGUUUGUGAUUUUUCUAACCAAAUAGUGUCAACCUUUAGGCUUCUUUCUUCUUUUUCAAUUGUUUAUUAAAAGGGUCCCUUGUUUUAUUAGAAUUGUUCAACCUCUUUUGAGUAUUGAGUUUGUAAUGGUUAGAAUAUUAGUGAAAUGUGAAAUAAAUAUUUCCUUCUUGAUUCU
Messenger RNA from Chenopodium quinoa (quinoa), 972 nucleotides. RefSeq names its product dnaJ homolog subfamily B member 3-like. Lineage: Eukaryota; Viridiplantae; Streptophyta; Magnoliopsida; Caryophyllales; Amaranthaceae. The transcript is spliced from 5 exons. Bases 264 to 770 code for a protein of 168 amino acids. The record is from RefSeq and is a predicted model, not a curated record.